AUGUGGAUCCAGGCUAAAAUUUUCACGGUUGUUUUUUUGGAUUUAUUAAGCCUUGCCGCGUGUUCAACUACAUUACAUCCUACAAAUAGCCCAUAUAGUCAGCGGGCUCCCAAAGCAGCUAUUCGUGCUUGUCGACAUCGUCCAAUAGCUCCUCAGGCUCCUCAGGGUCCUCACAGUGUACAGUAUCUGCAAGGUCAAGAAACCUCCAAAGGCGCCACAAUCAAAAUCGGUCCUCCAGGCCCUCAUGGUCUACAAGAUCCUCAACGUUCUCAAGACUUACAAAAUCUGCAAAUUCCGCAAGUUCCCAAUGAAGACACAAUCGGCCCUCAAGAGCUUCACGGCCUGCAGGGUUCAAAAGGUCGGCAGCAUUUACAAAAUUCCAAGGGAAACACAGGAAACAAUAGUACAAUAGGCCAUCAAGACCCGCAAGUUCUACAAGGUCUGCAAGACUCACAAGGUCGGCAAGACUCACAAGGUCUGCAAGACUCACAAGGUCUGCAGUUUUUACAAGACCUUAAGGGAAACACAGGAAACAAAAGUACAAUAGGUCAUCAAGACCCGCAAGUUCUACAAGAUCUGCAGGGCUCACAAGGUCUGCAGUAUUUACAAGAUCUUAAGGGAAACGCAGGAAAUAAAAAUACAACAGGUUCUCUAGGCCCGCAAGUUGCCAAGGGAGCUACAGGUACAACAGGUCCUCAAGGUCUAGAGGGUUCACAAAAUCGGCAGCAUUUACAAGAUGCUAAGGGAACCACAGGAAACGGAAGUACACUAGGCCUUCAAGACCUGCAAGUUCUACAAGGCUUGCCGGGUCCUCAAGGUCUUCCAGGUCCUAAGGGAGAUACAGGGGCGGCAGGUGAAACGGGUCCUCAGGGUCUUCAAGGCCUUCCAAGUCCAAAAGGAGAUAUGGUCGCAACAAAUACAACAGGCGCAACAGGCCCUCAAGUUCUUCAAGAUCUUCAAGGCCCUCAAGGACUUUCAGGUCCUAAGGGAGACACAGGCGCAACAGGUGCAACGGGUCCUCAGGGUCUUCAAGGCCUUCCAGGUCCAAAGGGUGAUACAGGUGCAACAGGCGCAACGGGUAAUACAGGCGCAACAGGUCCUCAGGGUCUUCCCGGUCCUAAGGGAGAUGCAGGCGCAACAGGUGCAACAGGUGCAACAGGUCCCCAAGGUCUUCAAGGUCUUCCAGGUCCAAAAGGAGAUACAGGCGCAACAGGAGACACAGGUGCAACAGGUCCUCAAGGUCCACAGGGCCCACAAGGUAUUCCGGGAAUCAAUGGGAUAUCUGCUGGUUAUACAAUCCGUUAUGGCUAUCUAGGUUGCUAUGUAGCAAACCCAGACGGCAAUUUUGGGUUUCAGACAGUUGUUGCACAAAUGGUUCUUACAACAUCAGUAGAUGACUGCUCAAACUUUUGUGCCAGUCAGUCUACUGGCAACACACUUUACUUUACGCUGAGCACAAACUCUAAUGGAGACUCAGUCUGCACAUGCGGUAAUGCACUUAAUUCUUAUGAUUAUUUGCAUGUGGGAGUGCCGUUUUUAUGUAACACUCCCUGCCAAUUCUCUGGAUCUUCUUAUAGAGCUUAUUGUGGUGGGCAAUUUGGUCCUGACCCAUUGGUCUCUAUGUUUGGGGCAAUUUGA
Messenger RNA from Trichoderma asperellum CBS 433.97, 1638 nucleotides. The record is from RefSeq and is a predicted model, not a curated record. Lineage: Eukaryota; Fungi; Ascomycota; Sordariomycetes; Hypocreales; Hypocreaceae.